UAGAUUUUGUAGAUUCUGUAUAUUUUUCUAUGCUCAAAUAAACGUUAUGUCUGAAUAACAGUUUUAUGUUACUUUACUUUUCGUCUUCGGAUAAUAAUCUAAACUUUAUAUACAAGGACAAGUUUGCUCAUAAUCUUCGCCUUCGCUUAUGCUGUGGUGAAGAAGCGAGGUGUAACGUUAAUGUUAGCUAUUUUGCUAGCUAGUAUCCGUUAGCUAGCGGUACCCAGCUAGCAGAAGUUAUAUGUUUUUAAACGUGGAAAAUGUCGAUAGAACUAAGCAGAAAUCCAAGAGUGUGGCUGAUCUGAUGAUAUAUAAGCGACGGGGAAGCAACGGUUCUCGAAGAUCAUCGAACCCUUGUUUGAAAAGGAAAUAUCUAGAAUACCACCAACAGCAUCGCUAGCGAAAAACAAUAACGUUACGAAUCCUGAAUCCUUUUCAUCCACCACUGGGGAAAGCAAGGGGCAAGAAUCUAAAUAAAGGCCUAACAGCUAGCAAAGGGUGGACUAGCUUGGUGACCAGAGCCUCUCGGCAGACCGAAGGUAGGCGCAGCAGCCAGGAUCGGUGAGCCCCGACGUCACCCCAGCUGGGCCCUCGUUCCAGCCUGAACCAUGUGAGGGGCAUAUCCAGCUGCCCAGAGAGGACCCCUCUCCCUCCCCCGAAGACGAGAGCUCCAUAGACAGGCGUGAUCCCACAGGAGGCUCGCCCGACGGACCCCAGCGACCGAGUGAAAGAGACUCUUUCCCCUCACCCCCCUUUCCUCCCCCCCCUCAAUCUCCCCUCUCCCAAACACGGAGCCCUAACCCUCUCCAGGCCCUCGCGCACACCCUCACGUGCGGUAUUGCUCGCCAUUCCUCGCCAGCGUUGUGUUCCCGUGAGAGGGACCAGUCAUGAUGUUCCGUGACCAGGUGGGCAUCCUGACGGACUGGUUCAAAGCGUGGAAUGAGUGCGAGCAGACGGUGGCGCUGCUGUCGCUGCUGAAGCGCGUCUCGCGCACCCAGGCUCGCUUCCUGCACAUCUGCCUGGAGCACUGGCUGGCCGACUGCACCGAGAUCCACGUGCUGGAAGCUGAGGCCAACAAUGCAGCCAUUGUCAGCCAGUGGCAGCAGGAGCCCAAGGAGAAGGCCGUGUCGCUGCUGCUCUCGCACCUGCCGCUGCUGCAGCCGCGCAACAGCGAGGCCAAGUGCGAGUACAUGAAGCUGCUGCAGAAGGUGCUGAGCCACACCAUCGAGAGCAGCCUGUUCGUGGAGGAGAGCCGGCAGCUGCUCUCCUACGCGCUCAUCCACCCGGCCACCACGCUGGACGACCGCACCUCGCUGGCCAUGUGGCUCAACCACCUGGAGGAGCACCUGUCGGCGCGGCCGCCCCCGCCGCCUCCGCCGCUGUCGCUGUCGUCGCAGCACGGCGGGCACCACUACGGGCACCUGCGCCAGGGUUCCGACGAGUGGGCGUGCCCGCCCGAGGUGCAGGAGGCGGCCCACGCCUGGCACGAGCAGCAGCAGGCGCCCUCCUCGUCCUCGUGCAGCUCGCCGGCCGGACAGAACGGACACCUGCCGUUCCACAGCCCCGGCGGUCUGCCCUCGCCCAUCAACAGUGCCGGCAUGCCGACCCAGCUCCAGCCCAGCCCGCUGAAGCGCUCCAUGUCCCUGAUCCCCAGCGGUCCGGUCUGCGGCUCCGAGUGGCUGAGCCCCUCGGACGAGCUGCAGGGCCAGGGGCUACAGGGGGGCCGCCAGGCCACGUCGGGCCCCGACCACGCGCCCCUCUCCCCCCAGAGCAGCGUGGCCUCCUCUGGCAGCGAGCAGACCGAGGAGCAGGGCUCCGCGCGCAACACCUUCCAGGAGGACGGCAGCGGCAUGAAAGACGUGCCCACGUGGCUGAAGAGCCUGCGACUCCACAAGUACGCCUCUCUAUUCUCUCAGAUGACCUACGAGGAGAUGAUGACCCUCUCCGAGCAUCAUCUGGAGUCUCAGCAGAACGUGACCAAAGGAGCACGGCACAAGAUUGCCCUGAGCAUCCAGAAACUUCGUGAGAGGCAAAGUGUCUUGAAAUCUUUGGAAAAGGACAUCCUGGAGGGAGGCAACGUGCGGAACGCGCUCCAGGAGCUGCAGCAGAUCAUCAUCACGCCCAUCAAACUUUACGCGCUGCUCAGCGCCCGGGAGUUGGAUCCGUUGGCCGCGCCCACCAAGGGCGUGGAGGACAAGGACGGCCCGGCCGAGGGCUUCCAGUCCAACAGCCCCUCCACCUGUGACGGCGAGUCCUCCACCGCGCCCAUCGGAGACGGAGAUAUUGCAGGCCAGUUCACCCGCGUCAUGGGCAAAGUGUGCACCCAGCUGCUAGUGUCCAGACCGGACGAGGAAAACAUCAGCUGUUACCUUCAGCUCAUUGAAAAGUGCUUGGCCCACGAGGCUUUCACGGAGACGCAGAAGAAGAGGCUGGCCUCCUGGAAGCAGCAGGUGCUCAAGCUGCUGCGCCUCUUCCCCAGGAAAGCCAUGAUGGACAUGCCCAUGUACCGCCAGAAAGGCUGGGCGUACGGCUCCAACUCACUCCCCACAGCUGGCUCUGUGAGUGUGGGCUUGAGCCGGCGGGGGCAGAGGCAGUUUCAGAUGCCCCCACGGGGGAUGCCGCCAGGCCGCAUGGGCAUCAUGAGUCCGGGGGGCAUGGGAGGCACCUCGCCCCGACACACCCUCACCAACCCGGCGCUGCCUGGCCAGGGCCGACAGAGCCUGUGGUUUGCCAACCCGGGAGGCAGCAACAGCAUGCCCAGCCAGAGCCGCAGCUCUGUCCAGAGGACCCACUCGCUGCCCGUGCACACUUCCCCUCAGACCAUGCUCCUCUUCCAGCAGCAAGAAUGCCAAGUACCGGGCACAGACCUGGAGAUCAACCCCACGCUGGAAUCUCUUUGCCUCAGUAUGACGGAGCAUGCCUUAGGGGAUGGAAUGGACAGAACAUCAACAAUAUGAAAACCUAAAAAAGAAACCGGCAAAACAAGACAAAAAAAAUGGCAACAGUUACACUUUGUACCUGAAUCAUGAGUGGUCCAGCACAUAUGUACAUGCUUAAAAAAACAAAAAAAAGAGAGGUGCAAGGAAAAGGAAGAAAACAGUCACUACAAAAAAAUGACAAAAAACUAACUGUGUAUAUGUUAUCUGAUAUUUUUCUACUUUAUUAUACUUAACUAAGUUUAUUAUAAGUGGAAUACAAAUGACUAUUAUAUUACAGGAGAGAGUGUGAGUUAGAGGAGGCGGAGGGUGGUGUAGGUAGUAAUUGCAUCAGCUCAGUUUCUUCUGCUGGAACGUGACCUUCAGAUUAGAAAAGGUCAAUGUGCCCCCCUACCCCUUGGCUCUGCGAGGAAAGAGAGUGAUUGGUGCUGUCUUAAAGGGGGAUUUCGCUCUGCAUUCGUUUAUUUUCCCUCCUCGCUUUUCCUCCCUGUUAAACGUGCAAAAUGGGAGGCGGGUCAGUUUUGUAUAACCCCGUUAUGCACCUCAAGCUCCUCAGAGGUGUGUGUGUGUGUGUGUGUACACACACACACUUACACUUGCAGAAAACAUAACAUUUUUAUCACACACAAACACACUAGAGUGCAAUCCUUUAGUAUAGUACAAAGCUCUUAGUCCUAAUAUUACACACACACACACACACACACACACACAAACAUGAUGAGUCCCAGGCAUGCUAGUCCAUGUCCUCACUCUCACCGCCCCUUAAAGUUGGCUCUUGUACGCACACAUGAAUAACGUCCUUAACGUUAUUCUGACCCCCUCAGUUCCUCAACACCUCAACACAUGUAACUCUAAGGGCCGCCUUUGGCACAAACAGGACCAAUCGGGGGCCCACUAUUUAUAUAACCACACGUUCACUUCAGAUCCCCAAGGCAGUCAGUCACACUUCAGCUGAAGCCUGCCUGCCUGCCUGCCUGCCUGGGUAGCUGCAUCCUCCAGUGUGUGUCGGUAUUUAGUGCUUGCACAACACAAGUGAUGAGGAAUCUUCCACAGGAGCCGAGGGCGCUCCAAGGCCCCCCCCCCCCCCCCCAAGCUCUUGCCUGAAGCUGGUUGUUUGUGGACCUCCCAUCGUCCAGCGUCUGUCUGGGGACUGGAGCACUGUACGCCUCUGGGAGUCACUCUGGCCUGCAUGAACCCCACCCCCACCCCCACCCCCCAUCCUCCUACCAUAGGGUGAGGCCAGAGAGGUGUGGACUUAUGGGAGAUAUUGUUUUUUUGUUGUUGAUGAUGUUGUUAUGGGACAGGGUGACUUGUGUUUUUUGUACUUUCUUUUUUUCUUCUUUUGUUUUCAGAGCUGGACUCAUAGUUUGAUGUUUUGGAAUGAAAUAUCAAAGCAUGUUCACAUUGGGUUUUUUUUCCCCUUUUAUUUUAAUUUUGUUUUGUCGCGAUCCUUCAAACCUCAUCUCAUGCGAGAAAGAUAGAUAAAGCAAAGAAACACGACCUAAAUUCCUAUCAGUCUCACAUCCUCUAUCUGCUCCCCACCUCCACCCGUCUCGAGGCCUCCUUCAGGUCCCCUCUCCCAGUCACCAGACACGCCAGUUUUAGGAGAUUUGAUGAAUCACGUCAUAUGAAGGUGGUCCUGUACACCCAUUGUAUUGCUUUCCUCCACAUCCUCACAUCCAGGUGCAGUCUUAAGCAAGCCAUUUCGCUGGACCAUGUAAGAGUGGAGGUGCUUGUAUAGUACUUAUUUGGUCUUAAUUAUUAUUAUUAUUAUUAUUAUUAUUAUUAUUAUUAUAUUAUUUGUUUUGUUUGUUUUUUUCUUUUGGAUCCCUCCUUCAUUCCCCCUUUGUCAGGGAAGAAAAAAGAAAAACAGGGUUUCCAUAUUUCCUCAGAGGGCCUUGGCUGGUCUGUUUAUCUAGUAAAACUUUGUUAUUUACCAAACACACCCCAUCUGCGCUCAUUUGUUCAUCUUUCAUGGAAGGCGUGUGUGCGUGUGCUUGUGUGUGUGUGUGAGUGUGCGUGCGUGUGUGUGUGUGUGUGUGUCAUACAAAUUGUCAUCUAGCAGAAGUGCAUGUUAGGAUUUAACAUUAUACAUUUCCAUUAAAAAUGCACAUACACACGUACAAUAACACACAGCUUAUGCCUCUGAUUUGUCUGAAGAAAAAUACAUAUUAGGCCAACAAGAGAUAUCCAUACAGCCAUAUAGUAUGAGUGAACCUAUAAUUAUUAUAUUUACAUCCCAAGGGAAGUUUAAUCGUUACGCGUGAGACACUUCACAGUCCAUAGUUGGAUAUUGGAAAUAGACCAUUCACCGUUCACAUUUUUUUUUUCUUUCCUUAAUACUUAAUUUACAGUUUUUUCCCCCAUAUUUCCUCAGCAGAAGUCUUUGUUUCCCUUUUUUCAUGUUGACUAAUAUACCUAAAAGGCCAAGUCCCUUCGGUCUGGUGAGCGGUACAUUACUUUCUGGGUUUUGACAUUGAUUCAGAAUGUAGACUCAAAAUGCUUUGUAUAAAACAGGGCUGGUUAAAACACAAGAGGGUGUAUUUAGAAGUUAUAGAGGACUCGAUGCAGCUAAGCCAAGGAUAACAAAUACAUAAUUGUUUGCAGGGAGUAACAACUUGUAAGGCAUAUAUUUACAAAUAUGUGCAAAACUAUUACUCUUUUGAGGGAAAACACUAGCCAUUCGCUAGCCAUACAUCAACUCAGCACCAACUAUCAGCCUAUGUGUGGCAUAGCAUUUUUGCCUCAUUUCAUAGACCGUGUGUACUGUGAAACCAUUCCACCCCCUCCACUCUUCAAAGCAGGUAUCCCACUUCCUCUUCUUGUAAAUGAAGCAGGCAACAACAAUGGUAAUAAUAAUAAUAAAAACGGGGGGAUAGACAUGACAUGUGCCACAUGCAUGAAUGCUGUUGCCUCUGCUACCAUCAGCUUGAAGCUCACUCAGGGACACAGGGUCACUUUCAUCCCAACCAGUCCCCAGUCACAAGCCCUACCGCCACUAUUCCCCACUGCAACAAUUCCCCUUCAGUCGCCCCCAGUGGACAACAUUCUGUAGCUUUUAUGCAAUGCUACAAGAGUACAACCCCAUCCUAACGCAAACAACCAAUGGUAUUCAAGUGGGUACAUUUACUUUCAAAGACCAGCCUCUCUGCAUGGACCAAUUAGAUGAGGAUGAUAUUGAUGAAGAGUUGUGUGUUUGAUUGCAUGUAAGCUUGUGUGGGCAGCUAGCACAUUGUUAAAUCUAGGAGUUGCUUUCUUUUCUUCUUGUGGUGUGUAUGUGUGGGGUCGAGGUCAGGGUUGGGGCGCACUUUCAAGUGUAAAGGUCACAACUCCCCAAGGUGAAUAUGGAUCUGAUACGACGGAAGUGAGGAUAAUUUGAUAAUGUGCUAUGUUGGUGGACUUGCUGACUACACAGACCAGCAUAGUGAGCAGAGUGACCCUCACAGACACUGUUCCACCCCAUUCAGCGCACUCACAUACCACUCAUUUUUCAUGUUAUUGUUGGGAUGUCCUGUCAUUGCUGCACGCUAGCGCUUUGACUGUGAACUGCCAGUCGACCAGCCGUGUUUAGUGUGAAGCUUAUUCUCUUAAGAGACAUUUAAUUUGAGCGAUUGGAGUGAUAGUGGGAGAAAGGAGCACAUUCUUGCCUUUACCAUGUUUAUUUCCAUCAGUUUGUUGAGUUUUUUUUUUUUUUUUUUAACGUACAUUGCUUGCUCAGUGAAAUAGAAACAGGAAUUUCAGUCUUAAGUUGGUUUUCACAUCUGGUCAUGAUUAUCCAUGAAUUCACCAUUUCUUAAAAUCUUAAAAUCUGAGUCACAGUGGUCAAUACCAGCAUGAAGCUUACGGUUUUAGCGUUCCAAAGAGUUUGUAAGAGUUGUGCCCACACCAAAGUGGAUCAGGGUUAAGGAGGCAACAGAGAUGUGGCAAUGUGUAUUUAAGGUGUGCAAAAUCACCUUUUUCUUGUUGCGUUUUCCUGUUAUUUGUUCUUUUUGUGUAAACGAAGGGUGACUUCAUGUUUUUAGUCUUCACUAUUUGUAUUUGUUGUUGCAUGCAAAUUUGAGGAACCAAGGCAAAAAAGUAACAAGGCUGUGCCUUUUCUUUUUUAUACAAUUUCAGUUCCUCUUAAUGGAAUCUGGUGCAUUCAUAGAUUAACAAAGGUUUGAUUAACCAGGAUGGGUUUGCCAUGAGGCAUUGCUGUGUUGUGAUCAUAGCUCACUGAUGGAGGACAUGGACAGUCUCUCCUCUUAUUACAGUGGCUGUGGUACAGUGUUGUUUUUUUGGGGGAAUAUAGCCAAGGUAGCUGAAAAAUCCCCAGGCAUAAUAUGCCUUAAAUAAAACAGGAAGCAGGUCAUUCUUCCCCACAAUCCUCAAUACACGUGUAGCAUUUUUUGGGGGGACUCCAGAGUGAAAGGGUUGAGAUUAGAAAUAUAUUCAUAGGGUGCACUGCUGCUAGACAAAGGCAGGAGGAGAGGGUGAGCAAAGAUGGUGGACUCAUCCCCAGUGGCUUUUGGGAUUGCCUCUGAUUCCAUUCCGUGGCCUGCAUGAGGAGCCUGGCCAGUGACUUCUGGAGCUGGAGCUGGCUGUUCUCUGUUCCGCGGCUCAGAUAGACCAUUACUGUGAUUUGUUGUCAGAGAAGUGAAGAGUGAUGCAUCAGCCAGUCUGCUUGCUUUCGUUUCCAGAAGCGUAAUGGUUCUUUUAUUCUAUGCCAAGACUGAUGGACGUUUUUUUGUUUACCUCUUUUUUUGUGAACUACAAUAGUAACUGGAGUAGACACAUGAUCACUAUACUUGCAUUGCCGAGAAUGGAAAUUAAAUGUUUUUCUGUUUUCUGUUUUUGAUGAUAAUGUUGUUGUUAUCACUGCUUUGAAUGUUAGGGAGUGGAAUGGUCCAGAGACUUGUUACUAUGUUGACUGUCUUUCUUUUCCCAUUUUUUUUUCAUUCUUGCCAUGCUACACACAUGAUGGAUGAAGUCAGAUUGAUAUUAAAACUGUUAAUGUUUUGCAAAGUGAA
Messenger RNA from Sardina pilchardus (European sardine), 7945 nucleotides. RefSeq names its product protein Smaug homolog 2. Gene Ontology annotation, molecular function: protein binding; translation repressor activity; mRNA binding. The record is from RefSeq and is a predicted model, not a curated record. Gene Ontology annotation, cellular component: P-body. NCBI's taxonomy places the organism in Eukaryota, Metazoa, Chordata, Actinopteri, Clupeiformes, Clupeidae. The coding region runs from base 888 to 2957 and encodes 689 amino acids. The transcript has 14 exons. Gene Ontology annotation, biological process: negative regulation of translation; nuclear-transcribed mRNA poly(A) tail shortening; regulation of mRNA stability.